GUUUUCCCACCUCGUAAUUUUGAGGAAGGUCUAGAAAAUAUUUCUUGGUUUUGUCUAAGAGCACUUGUUGCUUAUGUUUGCUGUAUCCAAGAGCUGGACUAAUGUUUAUUUGAACAACCUGUUUCUGUUUGGUGCUGAUGUGGUUUUCUGUUCUGUUUUCUCUGAGUGUUUGUUUUGCUGCCAAUUUCUGAAGCACAUAAAGUAAUACAUCAGCUUUUAACUGACUGAUCCUGGUGAAAUGAAGUUGCAGUGCACUGGUAGCUGUAGGAAGGUGUUCUGGUGUUAGAACAGCUGCUUGGGAUGCUGUGGAGGAUAGUGCUCUCAGGGUUCCUGCUGUAAUGCUACAUCUUGGCUAAAAGUGAAACUUUUCACCUCUGCAUGUGCUUCUGGAAAGCAAAGGGAGGGUUAAAUCAUUCACAGUAGGCAUGAUGGGAUCUCACUGUGAUGAGGCAGAGGCAGUUGUGUCUUCCUUUCUUCACGUUCACUAUUUCAUCUUGGAUGACUGGUUGUGAAUUUCAGAUUCUCUUACAAUGACUUUAAAUUUCAUGUAGCAGAUGAAAGGCUUUGGAAACCCGAUAUUCCUCUAAAUAAAACUUUUUCCAUAAAUCUGGAGCAUGUUUGAAUCAAGCCACUCCACCAAGUUCAGUAGUUCCAUAAAAUUUUGGUGUAGUUAGAUAUCUUCCCAUGGUAUGUAGUGUGAUUUUAUAUGUUUAGUGCAUGUGAAUGGGCCAAAAUAAGUUCUGUUGUCUUUGACUUGUGCAUUUAAAAAUCUAUGCUGUUCAGGUGUUCAGCCGUGCCAAGUCUUGGUGUUUUAAUGUGAGACACUUGGUGUCCCUUCAUGAAUCAGUAACUGCUCUCUGUAAUGCCUGGUCUCUCUGCCUUUCAUCUUUUCUGCUUGUUUUACUCCUGUUUUCCCUUUUUCCCUGCUUCAGCAGUUUCCUCUGCUCUCCAUUUUUCUGCAGGUUUCCUCCUGCCCCGUUUCCCCAUGUUAUCAGGUUAAUUAGUGCUGUAGCUAUUUUUGACAUACAUUGCCAUCAGUAAGUGCUGGAGUUGACAUCUGGUUUCAGAGGAUAGUAUUUGUGUCUCACUGCAGCUUUAUGGUCUGUUCAUUCUGCUUAUUAUGAAAGGCACGAGUCUGGCAGUCUUCAUUUAAUCUGCAUUUCAGUAUUACUAACUGUAGAAAUGACAGAAGGUAAUCUUAAAAAUAUUUUUUUGUACAUAAGAAUUUUAUUAGCUGGUAAGAAAUUGAUGUCUUUCUGUAAAUACACCUUUUAAACAGGCUGCUGGGUGUAGCAGAUGUGUAAAUGUGCACCUGUUGAGUAGCUAAGCUGUCAAGUAAAAGUUCCUAUAAGGAGGGGGGACUGAACUAGAUCGUUUCAACAAACUGAAUGAGAAGAAUGGGGCAAGAUUUUUCUGCAAGGUGGCUGUUUGACAGGAAAACCAAGCUGUCAAGCAGUGGAUUUUCAUGUGUAUUGCAGGUAGAACUUGGCAGUGAUGUUUACAUCCAGUCAUCAGUUAACUCUAUGUUUUGUCUCAUCACAAGGAUAUAACACUGCACUUGAUAAUCUGUGGUUUUAACCUUGAAGUCUUUUUCCUUACGAAAGGGAAAGGAUGUCUGGAUUUCUGCUGUGAGGGAGAUGUUACCUGGAAAUGCUGCCUAAACACAAUACUAGAGUUGAAAAUAACAAUAAUCCUUUUUAAGCUGUUUAGAGUGUUAGGGAGAGUUGGGUAAUAAAUUGUCAGUGACAUUCUUUACGAGUCCCUGGAGCUUUGUAGAGCUGUGAUAGCCUGAUAAAGUAGAGCAUCUGAUUCUUCAACAGAAGAAAUUAAAAUGACCUGGCUUAAUUGAUUUUCUAUUUAUGUACUGGAGGCUGCUUUCUGGCGAAGAAGUUUUGCUGUGUUCUCUUAAGGGGAUGGCAGGGAAGGAGCAUUAAAAUUAACGGAAGUGAAUCCUCAUCUCAAAGCUUACGCUGGCUAAGACCUGUUUAGAUGUAUUUGUAGGGGUGUGCUGGUUCUGGCACCAUGGCAAGGGGGUUCUUGUUUUUGCUAGUCUUGCAGAAAGACUGCUCAAUUAUUAUUUUUUCCUAGUGCUUCUAGCAUUAUAUUGACAACUCGUUCCUUUACUGAUUUAUCUUGCUGUAAUUCCGGAUUAUCAUUGGCACACAAAGUUUCACUGAGCAAAACUUUGAUUCUUGUGUGGAAAUGUGCAUUUAGUGCUGGUGUGAGAUUUGUUGCUUAAUGGCACAGUUAUCCAGUAUGAUGUGAACGUGUGGAAAACAGGCAGAUAAAGCAGUUUUUCUGCAGAUGUAUAUAUUUUAUCAAGCCAGGAGCUCUGUCACCCAUGACUGUGUUAAUCUUGUGGUCCUGCUACUUUUUCCUUGCUUACCUCUCCCUGUACCUCUUGCAAUCUUUCCUGAACAGUUUGCUUACUUCAGACAGCGAAAAGCAAAGGGCGACGUCGCGCAGCCGCAGAAAAAGGCGGCGAAGAGGAAGGGCUCGGCUGUCCACACGCAUGACCUUCCGAAGGAAGAGCACCCAGUAGCAGCCAGAGGUGCUGGCAAGGGCCUAGAGGGGCAGGCUGAAGACACCAACAUCCCAGAGGCAAGAACAGAAGCACAGGGCAGCACUGAUUUGUCUAGCUGGGAGCCAGUGGAUGAUCAUGCAACUGAAAAAGAUAGGAUGAAUUCUGCUGCAGAAUACAGCGAGGCUGAUGCUCAGAUGUGUCAGGUGAGGAUAGCUGAGCUGGAGAGCAGGCUGCUGGAGAAACAGGAAGCAGUGGAGAAACUCACUGUACAGAUGGAUGAGCUGCAGGACCAACUCACCCAGCACAACGAUUCUAUGCAGCUCCAGGAAAUGACAGUUCAAGAGCAGAAUGAAAUCAUCAGGAAGUUAACAACCUGCCUUCAACAGGCCAGGAAGGACCGGGAUGAGCUACAGGAGGAGGCUUCACACGUGGCUGGUCAGAUCCAUGGUUUACAGCUGCAGUUACAUCAGGUUACUGAGAUGCUGAGGAGUAAAAGUCUCAGGAAAAAUGAAGGAUUAGAAGCCCAGCAGCAAAUGUCCCUGUUCCAGGAUCAUCUCAGAGAGCAAAAUGCACACUUGCAGAUACUGCGUGAGAAAGCACAUCAUCUAGAAGUGCAGCUGGAGUCUUCUCAAAAGGUUCAUGAACGAGAGCACGAUCGGGAAAUCUCUGAGCUGGCUGCUAAACACUCAGAGGAGAUGGAGAAGCUCCGUGCUGAGCUCCAGGAAGAGCAGAAACACCUUUUGGAUGAACUCCAGCAGCAAAUGGCAGCCAUACACAGAGCAGAGCAUGAGCAAGCUCAGCUCCAAUCCCAGACACUGCACAGCCUUGAACUGGAAGCUUUACGCCUGACCUUAAACAAUAUGCACACCUCUCAGCUGGAGCUUACCCAGUCCAACUUGAGGAAAGAGAAGGAGACUGCCCUCAUGGAGCUGCGGGAGAUGCUCAAUGACAAACGUGCUCAGGAGGUAGCAAUUCUGCAAAGCCGCCACCAGCUGGAGUGGGAGAAGGUCAAAGAGCAGUGUCUGAAGGAAAAGGAAGACCUUAAGUCCAAGUAUCAGCAAGAACUAGUUGACCAGAGAAAGAAAAUAGAAUUGGAAAUGGAAGAGACACAUGUCCAGGCAUUAGAGACCCUCAAAAGAGACUGGGAAUUAGAAUCUGAUAGACGUUUAAAAGACAUGUGUGAGGAGCUGUGUGAAAAACAUGAGACUGAGAUGAUUGCACUGCAGAAAUCUCUGGAAAUGGAUUUGGAAAAAGUCAGAGCAGAGCUGGGGCUUCUUUCUGUGGAGAAUGUCCAAUAUAAAAUGAGAUGUAUAGAAUUGGAGAAGCAGCACCAGUUAGCCAUCACAAAAUUACAAGAACAGCUGCAGGCUGAACAUAAUGAGCUCCUAGAAGACAUAAAGAGGAAAAGCCAAGAAAAAGAACAGGAUCUUCAGAAGGAGCUGGACCAACUUCAGGUCGAGCAUGAGCAGCUGAAGGCUCAGUCACAAGAAGAAAUCAGGCAGCUUUGGUCUCAGCUCAACAGUACCCGAGCAAAUCGACAGGAGCUAAGUGAGCUAAAAGAGCAGCUCCUGGCUCGAGCAUCACAGGUAAAAGACAUAGAGUGUUUAAAACAGGAGUUUGAGCAGCAGCUUCAGCAGAGAAACAGGGAGCAUGAAGCUGAAUUGGAACAACUGAGACUUUAUUUUGAAAACAAGUUAAUUGUUGCUGAAGAAAACUACAAAGAAGAAUUGACUUUGUUGCAUCAGAGACAGCAGGAACUGACGGAAUAUUCGCUGUCAGAGAUGGAAAUGAAUCAAGAUCAAGCAGGAGACACCAGGUCUUCUGUCACGCUUUUUGAAGAGACUUCUGAGAAGGAGAGAAGUGUUGCACUUGGUCAGCUAAACCAACAGCUUGAACAACAACAGGAAGAGCUUGCCUGUUUGCAGCUACAACUUACAGAACAACACAGGCAUGAAUUGGAUUCCUUAAGAUCUUCCCUUGAACUUCAGUAUAAAGAAGACCUGAUGAAAAUGCAGAUGGAUCUGUCAGACAAACAUGUGACAGAAAUUGAGGCCAUGAAAAAAAAGCAUUGUUUAGAACUUGAGCAGCUCCAGGCCCAACUUUCAGAAGAACAUUCUAAAGAAAUCACCAAACUGUGUCUCCAGAGUGCUCAAGAUGUAGCACAUCAGGUUGAGAUGGAGGUGGCUGAGCGAGUGUCUGCAUUGGAGGAAGAGCACAAAGCCAAGCUCACUCUCUCCAGCUCUGACAAACAGCAUAUUGCAGAGCUCUCAGAGGAAAUCAGGCAUUUAAAGGAAGAGAUUAUAAAACAAAAAGAGUUUUUUGAGCAAAAUGAAAAGCAUCUGAAAGAAGAAAUGGAAAAGGUAAAAUAUAAAAUUGCUGAGGAUCACAAAAAUGAAUUAAGAGAAGAAGUCCAGAAAAUAGAGAAUAUGUAUAAAGAAAAAGAGAAGAAAUGGCAAUGUGAAAGUGAGGCCCAGAGAAUCCUAGCAGAAGACAAGUUAGCACUGUUGCAAAUAGAACUGCAAACCAGAGCAGAAUCUGAGAAGCAGAACUUAGAAAAACAGUUUGAACUCCGUGAAGCUGAAAUGAUUCAACUUCAAGGUCACCAAGCUGCCAAAAUUCUCGAGCUGGAGAAGCUGGUGAAGGAGCAGCAAAACAACUUGCAGCAGUUGGAGGACAGCCUUGCAGGUGCCCAGGCUGUGCAGAAAGCUCAGCAGCAAUAUGAAGCUGACCUGGAGGCAGCCAAAACCCUCAUGGCAAAAGAAAUGGACAAGGCCACCCUCUGCCUGCAGGAAGAAUGUGCACUGAAACUCCUGGAAGCACAAAACAAGUUUAUGGAGGAGCACAAAGCAAUGACUCAGAAAUUCACAACUGAGCAAGAGAUUCUUCUCCAAAAGCUGAAAAAGCAACAUGUGGAUGAGCUGGAACUCCAAAGUCAGCAGUUACAGGAGAAGCAUAAGCAGCAGAUUUUGUCUCUGACAGCUGAUUUUCAGGCAAAACACCAAGCUGAAAUUGAGACACUUAAAUCUACAUUGGAAAGUAAACACCAGAUUCAGCUUGAAAGUUGUGUUGCUGAGCUACAGGCAAAGCAUCAGGCCCAAAUCGAUGAGCUGGAGAUAAAACACUUAUCAAAUCUGGAUUCCUUGGAGUCUUCCUACCUAUCUGAAAUCCAGACUGUAAGAGAUGAGCACAGUCAGGCUCUGGAGAAGCUACAGCUGCAGCACAGGGAGCAGCUCCAAGAGCAGGAGAAAAUGCAUCAGGCACAACUGCUUCAGGAGAUUGAGAUGCUGAAAUUAAAGCAUGCUGAAGAACUUCAGCUUUCCCUAAAUAAUUUGAGAAUUGAGCUAGCUACUGUUAAUAUGGAGAAACUUAAAACCAUGGCUCUUGAGGCAGAAGAAGCUCAUAAGGAUGAUGUGAACACUGCUCUUCGAAAUCAAAGGCAGUUGCUGGAAGAAGAAAAACGUCUGGCUCUGGAUCUGUUACGUGAGGAAGUGUUGCAGAUGGAGCAAAAGCACAGGAAAGCACUCCAAGAGCUUCAGGAGCUUCAUGAGGCAGAUAUUAGGAAACAUAAGGAACAGUACUCCAGGGAGUUGGAAGAACAGCUGGGGAAACUAAAAGCACAGCAUGAACGUGAGCAAGAGCUGUAUGCUUCUGCAUCAGCUUCUGAAGUAGAAUCUGUGAGAAGAGCUCUUCUGUCUCAAUUUGAGGAGGUAAAAUUGAAGCAGCAGCUUCAGUUCCAGGAGGAGAUUGAGCUGUUGAAGUGUCAGUCAGAGGUGCUGCUGGAACAGCAGAUUGCACAGCUGAAGGAUGAAUUUGAAGCUGAAAAGAAGGCAUCACUACAUGACAAGGAGCAGAUGUUGAUUCAGGAGAGGGAGAAGGCACAGGCUGCUCAGCAAAAGGAACAAGAAAUGUUAUCAGCCCUGCUGCAGGAAAGGGCAGCAAUCAUUAGCCAGCUGGAAAAGGAAGUAGCAUCUUUAAAGCAUGAAAUAGGGGAGACCAACUCUGAACUGAAGACACUCCUUCAGUGGCAGGACAAGGAAAACCAAGGAGGAGGAAAUUUGGUAGCUCUGUUGAGGUCUGAUAUUGAGCAGUCCAAGGAGGAAAGGGAAAAACUUCGUGAAUCUUAUCAUCAUGUUUUGAAACUGCUUAUGGAAGUGGUGAAGACAACAAUAGUUAUUGAGGACCUUAUCUGUAGCAAGAUUGGUCUUUGCCUUGAUGACAGUGUGGCUUCUGGAGAUUCUAAAGAAACUCGGAGUAUUAUGGAAGAAAUGGGAUUCAUGCAGUGUUUUAAAGCCAAAGAAAACCAUCACCUAGAAAAAGCUUCCUUUUAUUCAGUAGAAGAGCUGCUUGAUGAAACUCUCACAGAAUACAACCAGCUGUCUCCAGGAGAUGAUGAGGUGUCUGAGUUGAGCCAGUACUUCUGUGAAAGUGUUCUUGCAAAGCCAGAAUUGGCAUGUGAAAGUGAAGAAACCAUACUGAAAAUUUGUCAUCGCUUGCGCACUGCAGUGGAGAGACUUCUGGAACUGGUUACAGAGUCAACUAAACAACUGGAGAAGAUGCACGAGAACCACGCGCAGUUUGAGGAGGAGUUCAGCCGGCGUAAUCGGGAGACUGCCCAGGUGGUGAGCCAGCACCAGGAGCUGAUGGAGUGCCUCAGUGAGGAGAGUGAGGCCAAGAACCAGCUGGCCCUAGAGCUUCACAAGGCAGAGGGCAUUAUUGAAGGCUAUGUUGCAGAAAAAGCUGCAUUAGAAGAGGCCUUAAACCUGAAAGAGGAAUCUGAGCGUCGCCUUGUUGUGGAGCUGGAGAACCUGCGGGAGCGUUUCCAGGAGCUCACCCAGGAGCAAGCAAUCCUUGGUCUACUCAAGGAAGUAGAAUUUUUGUCCAAGGAGAAACUGGAGCUUCAGUGUCAGGCAGAAAAGGACCAUUCCAAUUUACGCUCUCAGAUGAAGGUUUUGGAGGUGGAACUGGAAGAGCAGCUGCGCAGUAACCAGGACCUGACUACAAAGUUACUGGAGGUUGCUGAGUUAAAACAGCAAAUUGAAGUUCUUGAAAAACAGCUUAAAAACCAGCGGCAGUUCAUGGAUGAACAAGCCAUAGAAAGGGAACAUGAACGUGAUGAUUUCCAGCAGGAAAUUCAGAAAUUGGAAGAACAGUUAAAACUGUCAGCAAAAUCACAAACUUCAGGACAGUCCAGAGAGCAAAGGAACUAUGAAUUGAUUCUACAGGUAGAAUCUCUGCAAGCAGAAAUGAAAGAGAAGAUGGAUGAUUACAAUAAACUGUUACUAGAAAAGGAGAGAAAACAGCAGGAAAUUGCAGCUCGUGAUAAAGAGAUAGAAAACCUGGUGGCACAGAUCCAAGAGCUGAAGCUCAGUGGUGCUGAGGUCUCAAAGACUGUACACAGCUUGGAACAACAGCUGCAGAAAAUGAAGAAAGUGGAAACUGAGCUGAAACAGGAUAAAGAGGCAUUGCAGCAGCAGCAGUACAACAACCUGAUCCAGAUCUCUGCCCUGCAGUCUAAAGUGGAUGAAGCGAGGCACCGAGUGCCAGUGGAUGGCAGCUCUGCCCCGGUGCUGAAGGAGCAGCUGCAGGCAGAGCAGGAAGCACUUCAGGCCAAGGAGAGAGAGAUUGCAAGCUUGCUAGAACAAGUAGAACAAUGUAAAGAGAACUUGAACAAGAAAGAUGAGGAGAUAUUGCAGCUGAACUUGCAGUUAGAGAUACAAAAAAACUUGAGUACAUCCAACAUCAUCCAGCUUCAGGCAGAGAAUGCACACUUGCAGGAGGAUCUAACAAAACUUCAUGUAAAGCAAAGCCAGGACCUGGGUAUUAGUGAUUCCUCAGCUUUGUCAUUCCCACAAGCACUGCUUGAAGAAAAGAAUCAAGAAAUCGAUCACUUGAAUGAGCAGAUAAAGAGACUUGAGCAUGAGCUGCAGAAUGCUCUGGAGAAUCAAGUUGCAGAAGACCAAAAACCUGAAAUUGAAGAACUCAGAUCACUGGUGGAGCACCUGCGCCUGGACCAGGAGAGGCUGCGUAAGGACAAGGAUGAAGAGGUGGAGCAGCUCCAUGGAGUAAUUGAGAAGCUUCAAAAAGAGCUGGCACAAUUUGGACCAGUAUGUCAUGAAGAUAGUGACAACCAAGUUUAUUUCUAUGAAGUUGCAUUGGACAAGUCAGUGGAAAACCUUCAGAACGAGUUGAAGAAGGGACUGGUAGCUUGCCAAGGUGAUGCUGAUCCAAACAGAAGAAACACAUCAGUACUCUCCCAAGUGAGAGAACUUCAGGAGGAACUGGAGCUUGUCUCAGCUUCUAAAGAAGCUCUGCAGCAGCAACUGGAAAAAACGGAAUUGCAGCUCAAAACGGAAGUGGAAAUUUUGGAGAAAAAAUGCCAACAGUUGCAAGAGUCAUCAGAGCAGUCUCUUGCAGAGCUCACCUCCCUGAGAGCCCAGCACCAGACACUUCAGGAAGAAUACAGCCUUUCCCAAACUCGUUUGUCUCAGAGAGAGGCUGAGACAAACAUAACUACAUCUCGAGUUCAAGAACUUGAAGAUAAGGUGAGAGAAAGGGAAGCGAAUAUUCUAGAGAAAGAGAUGCAAAUUAAGACAAUGGCAGAUCAAAGAGAAGCUGACACAACUGAGCUGCAGUACUUAACAGAAAAGACAGCAGAGCUCCAAACGGAGCUGGAAAAGAGAGGUGCGAGUCAGGCACAGGACAUUUACAGUCUUCAAUUAGAAGUUUCUAGACUUGAUUCCGAGGUGCAAGCACUGAAUCAGAAAGAAGUAGCUUAUCUGAGAGAAAUCAAGGAACUGCAAGGGAGCACUGCAAAACUGAAAGGUGAAAUCCAAGUCCAUCUGAAAGAGCUCGAAGCCUUACGAAUGGAAAGAGCCGAAAUUCUUUCACAGCUGGAGUCUUGCAAGCUGGUGGAGCAAGUAGGUCAUGAAGAGACUCAAUUUCUCAAGCCAUUCUGCCAGAGUAAAAGAAAAGAUGUAGCCCUUAAAAAUGGAAUGCAGGAAUUAGAAGCAAAUACUGAUCAGUCAUUUAGAGUAUUGGUUUCCCCUACUGCUAAACUGGAAAAAGAUGAAGUUAUGUUUGACUUGACAGUUCACAAUAAAAAUCCCAAAACACAGAUGAAGCAAUCGCAAGAAAAUAUCUUGUGCCAGGAGUUGGACAUGAUCCACAACUCUGAAGAGGAUCAAGAUUUGGAAAAGCAUUGCCAGCAAAUUCAUCAAACCCCUGAUGCACCAAAACAUGAUUUGAGCGUGGACAAAAAGACUCCAAAAGAUUUCCAGAAUUUAAUUGCAAGUAUGUCUUCGUGGGGCUCGCCUGAGAUCAUGAGAAAGCAGGAAACAAGCAUGGAACUUCAACCAGUGCUUCACCUGACACCCUUCUCAGAAGCUGAAAACACAGAUUUUCAAAUGGUGCACACAAGGUCAUCCCUGCAAGGAGAUAAUUCCAUAUCCCUGGGAUAUUCUAACCUGGAUGAACAUGGCAGUGGGGAUGCAGCAGUGGGAGUAGAUAGAAAAUCUCCAGUUUUCUCUGAAAGUACCUAUUCUAUUGAUGAUGAUGAAGAUAUGGAGAAGUUUCUGCAGAUGAGAGAAGCUGAUAAUCUGACUUUAACCCCUUCGGAUUUACAAGAUGAUGAAAGAUCAAGAGCAUCUGAAGUUAGUGAUGGAUGUGGCAGCAAUACCAGCUCAAAUUUGGCAGCUAAUCUAAAGCAGGAGCUACAAACAUCAGAUCACCUAGAUGCCAAUGUCAUGGCUUAUCUGCGAUACCGGGCAAUGAUUCCAGAUAUUAUGGAAUCCAUGAAAGAAAAGGAAAUACUUUCACCACAGAUGAAGACUGUGCUGAAGAUGGUGUAUGAGGAGAGCCGUAAAAUACUGGCUUUGUCAGAGCACCCCUUUGGUUUUAGGGAGCUGAAGAAUGUCCCCCAGACCCGAGUGGCAAUGGAGGGCUGGCAGAAGGAGGCAUUAUCCCUGCUGGAUGCCAUCCAAUCACUGAAGGAUUACCUCAGCAAGGUGGCAGAUAGAGGAGACAAGGAAACAUCAGGUGUUGCUGACUGGAGAGGAGAACUUCUGCAAGCAGUACAGAGUGUGUUUGAGAAGGAGAGAAAUGUGAUGCAAAUUGACUUGAAGUCUCACUUCUCCAAUGCUGCAUCUGGUGACAUGAGUUCAUUAGGGGAAAAGCUGGAGUAUAUAAUGAAACAACAAGAGGAGCAGAGGCAGAUGGUUGUGGAGCACCUCUUCUCCUCAGACCGCAGUAGCCUGCUCUCAGAAAUCCAGGACCUCCGAGCUCAGCUCCGCAUGACACAUCUCCAGAACCAGGAGAAGCUCCAGCAGCUGCAGGAAACCCUCACCAAGGCUGAAGAUCAUGGCAACAAACAGGAGCACCAGCUCCGGAGGAAAGUUGAAUUAUUGGAAUAUAAGCUUCAGCAGGAAAAAUCUAUUGUAAGUGACUUGCACAGCACCCUCUCUGAGGAGCAGAAAAGAGCCUCUGAAACACGUGAUCUCCUGAAUCAAGAAAAUGCUUCCCUGAAAUCAGAGCUUUCUGCAAGUAAGCAAGAGAAUGAAAGGUUGCAGAAAUCCCUGGAAGAGCUUCAGAGGGAAACAAAUCAUUUACGUGCUGAACUGGAAAAAAAAGAAAAGGAUUUGCAAUCUGCACUUGAAGACUUUCAGGCUGAGCAGCUGAAGGCAUUUGAGCUGCGAGGUUGGUUUGAGGAACAGCAGCGUCAGCAGAGGAAAGCAGAGGAUGAAAAGACCAAGGCCAUGGAGGAGCUGCAGGCUGCCCUGGAUGUGCAGUCAGUGCAGAAUUGCCAGCUGGUCGUGUCCUUGGAGCACGAGAGGACAGUGACAGACAACCUCCGCAAGGAGCUGCAGAUCGAGCACUCCCGCUGCGAAGCCCUGCUGUCCCAGGAGCAGAGCAAACUGAGGGAGCUGCAGAAAAACCUGGAUGCUGAGAAAAACCGUUCCUUGGAGCUCCUGGAUUCCUUGAAUCAUGAGCGUGUUUUGACAGAGCAGCUGACGGUGAGAGUGAAGGAAGGUGCUUCCUGUCAGCACAGGGAGUCGCUGCUGGAACAAGCCUUCAUCAGAGAGCUCCAGGCCCAGCUGGAAGAGGAGAGGGCCCGAACUAUGGAGCUUGCUGCUGUUAUUGAGAAAAUGCACCAGAAGGCCAUGGUGUCCAAAAGGCAGCUGGAGGCUGAGGUACAGAUGUGCUGUGAGGAAACCCAAAAGGAGAGGGAGGCCAGUGACAAACUGCGAGCCACCCUGGAGUCUCUUCAGGCACAAAAGCAAGAGGUGAUCCGUUCCUUGGAGGCCCAGAAGGAGAGAGAGCUCAAGCUGAAAGCUGACUGGGAACAACUGCAGUCACUCUUCAAGCUGCUUAAAGAGCAAGAUCAGAACAGGAAGGAGGAGAGGGAGAGAGAGCGGAAACAGCAGCAACAGACAGAGCUACAGAAACAGAAGGACUGGCAGAAAGAUCAGGACAGACUGCAAAACUUGGAACGGCAACACCAAAGGGAUGAACAAAGAAUUAAAGAACUGCAGGAAAUACUGGCAAUAUUAAAAGAAAGAGAAAGAAAUCCUCCAGCUCCAAAUUGUCAGGAGGAACUCCUGUGUACCUCAAGCAAAGAUGGAAGUGCCACACAGCCUGUGACAAAAGAAACUGAAAAACCCCACUUGCAACAGCAGCAACAACAUCUGGAGAAGAUAAGGCAGCAGUUGCUCUUUGUGGCUGGGCACCUGAAUGAGUUCAUAUAUAAAACUCUAGAUAAGACGGUUAACGAUUGGUCUGCAUCAAAUGAAGAAGCUGUAGCCUCUUUACUGCAGACAUUAAGGGAACUAAAAUCAGAUUUGUCUCCUCCUACAUCUCAGAUGAGAUCUACAGGUGAUGCUGACCCUGUUCAAGAGCUGGAAAGAGAAGCUUGGCAACGAGAGAGGAACAUGCUGCAGAACAUGCUGAAACAGGCACAAUCCCAGCUGGCUAAAGCCAAUGCUGAAAUUGAAAACAAACCAGUGGCAGAAACUUCCAAUCCUAAGUUGCAGAGAUUAUAUCGAAAGUACAUUCGAGCAGAGAGCUUUAGAAAGGCUCUAGUUUAUCAGAAGAAAUACCUCUUGCUGCUGCUUGGUGGGUUUCAGGACUGUGAGCAAGCAACUCUGUCUCUGAUUGCCCGCAUGGGAAUCUACCCUUCCCCUGCAGACCUGCAGCUCUCUGGAUCACACUCCCGGCCUUUCACCAAGUUCAGGUGUGCAGUCAGAGCCAUCAUUGCCAUCUCAAGGUUAAAGUUUUUGGUGAAGAAGUGGAACAGAGUUGGCAGGAAGAGCACACAGGGUGAAAGCAUCUCUCACAGUAUAGGAGGUAACACAGCCUCUGGUGCUAGAACAGAAGUCCUGAAAGAGCAGCAGCCCCCAGCUGUUCCUGUCAGCUCUCCCCCUACCCAGGACAGGGACACAGGGCUGUGUCACAGAACCAGCCGUGCUGCAAGAUUCGUGAACCUCUCCCCUCGAUCCUCGUCCCGCUCACACAACAGAUUGCAUCCGUCCCCAAGUUCAGCUCCAGGAAAGUCCCUUGUGCCACCUCAGGAUCCUGAGCAGUCACUCACAGAAUAUAUCCAUCGAUUGGAGAUGAUUCAGCAAAGGCUGCAAGGGGUGCAGCCAGGGCAAGUGCUAGCUUCACCUCAUCAGAGAAACCUAAAAAAGUGAUGGGAACGCUUAUGAAAUCUGUCCUGCAAGUUCCUGCUUCCUCUGAGUUGGUCCUCACUCGACAGAGGCACUUGCAAUCUCCCGUGCAACUGAAUAAAGGGCAGUGCUUUUACAGCAGAUUUUUAUAUGACUCUUUUUAUUAUAUUUUAGUACUUUAAGAGGGACUUACUUUUCACUAAGAACAAUGUUUUACAUUCUCAUGUGAAAUUAAGUCAACAGCUGAAGUGUGCCUGCAUCGCUGUAUUGUAAACUGCAAAAAGUCUGUGGUGUUUAUUUUUCUAUAGUGUAUAGGUGGAUUCCUUGUAAAAAAAGUUAUUAAAAUGGCAUUUUAUUAGUGAA
Sturnus vulgaris (Common starling) is the source of this 13545-nucleotide messenger RNA. The record is from RefSeq and is a predicted model, not a curated record. NCBI's taxonomy places the organism in Eukaryota, Metazoa, Chordata, Aves, Passeriformes, Sturnidae.